Molecule: messenger RNA, 804 nt
Organism: Topomyia yanbarensis
Lineage: Eukaryota; Metazoa; Arthropoda; Insecta; Diptera; Culicidae
Exons: 1
Coding region: 1-804 (267 amino acids)
Biological process (GO): DNA integration
Molecular function (GO): nucleic acid binding
Source: RefSeq, a predicted model, not a curated record
AUGCAAAGCGACAACGGCCCGCCGUUUCAAAGCGCAGCUUUCAUCGAGUUCUGGAAAGAUAAAGGGAUUGACAUACGCAAGGCGAUACCUCUCAGUCCUCAAUCCAAUGGAGCAAUCGAAAGACAAAACCAGGGUAUCACAAAAGCUCUGGCAGCUUCCAGGUUGGAUGGUAGAAAUUGGCGUCAUGCUCUGCAAGAAUAUGUCCACCGGCAUAAUACACUGGUUCCUCACUCUCGACUUUCAGUGACACCUUUCGAAUUGAUGGUGGGCUGGAAGCAUCGUGGUACGUUUCCCAGCCUAUGGGGUAGUCCAUCCAACAAGAAACUUGACCGUGAUGAAAUUCGAGAACGAGAUACGGAAUCGAAAUUUUCGAGUAAAACGUAUGCUGAUUCAGUUCGGGGUGCUAAAGAGUCCGACAUCAAAAUUGGUGACGUGGUCCUGUUGGCUUGCCCUAAACGUACCAAAACAGAUGCAACUUAUUCUUCAGAGCGCUUCAGGGUAGUGGCUAGAGAAGGAGCAAAAGUGGUGGUAAUUAGUCGCACAGGCGUACAAUAUGCAAGGAAUGUACAGGAGGUUAAAAAAGAUCCUGUUCUUGAAACAGCUGCAGAGCUGGCCGACGAGGAACUUGAUAACCAAAUAGAUGAGGGCGGAUUUCCAGCUUUGGAAAACGUUGCAGGAGCUCCGGAGGAUGGCGAGUCUAUUUUAAUCCAGCAGGCGAAUGAACCACGAUCACUUCGUAGCCGGAAAUCUAUGAAACGUCCUUCCAGAUUUAACGAUAACUUCGUGUACCGUGUGUUCCACUAG